Molecule: messenger RNA, 606 nt
Organism: Onthophagus taurus
Lineage: Eukaryota; Metazoa; Arthropoda; Insecta; Coleoptera; Scarabaeidae
Source: RefSeq, a predicted model, not a curated record
AUGACCCAAAUCCAGCAGGUUACAGUGGAAAACAUCGUGCGCGUAGAAGCAAAAGGAAUUGCAGAUGGUAUAAGUACAAUAGAUGAUAAUGCAGUAAAUGCAAUACAGGAAAGAUUUAAUCAAAUGCAAGAGUAUUGUGCUUUAUUUGGGUUUCUUUACGAUAUUUUUAACUUAAAGGAUAAAAACGAAGCUGAUAUUCUUAUGCAAUGCAAAAAGUUUGAAAGUGCCUUAACGCAUAAUUCCUGUAAAGACAUUGAUGGAGAAGACUUAUGCUGGGAACUUCAAAGUGUGUCUCGAAGACUUCCAAAAGUAAUGGGCCCAUCUGAAGUUCUUCUUUUCAUUUUAAGGCGUGAUCUCCAGAAUAGCGUUCCUAAUAUUUACGUCGCGUUAAGGAUUUUAUUAACUCUCCCUGUUUCUGUAGCAAGUGGAGAGCGCAGUUUUUCUAGAUUGAAAUUAAUUAAAGCGUACUUGCGCUUGACGAUGACUGAAGAAAGAUUAGUUGGAUUAGCGACAAUAUCAAUAGAGCAAGAACUGGCUUACAAUCUGGACCUCUGUGAAUUAAUUUCAUUAUUUGCACAGGAGAAAGCACGCAAAGUAGCAUUUUAA